Aspergillus luchuensis is the source of this 792-nucleotide messenger RNA. RefSeq lists its product as uncharacterized. The transcript has 3 exons. Lineage: Eukaryota; Fungi; Ascomycota; Eurotiomycetes; Eurotiales; Aspergillaceae. The record is from RefSeq and is a predicted model, not a curated record. The coding region runs from base 1 to 792 and encodes 263 amino acids.
AUGGACUUCAUCAAGAACAUGGCCGAAGAAGUCAUCGAAAAGAAAUUCGGUGGCGGCGGCUCCUCCUCUUCCCAACAACAGCAACAAUCCUACCAGAGCGAAUCCUACGGUCGUCAGGAGUCCUACGGCAGUGGUGGUGGUUACGGCGGCGAGUCCUACGGUCGUCAGGAAUCCUACGGCGGCGGCUACGGAGGUGGUGAGGGCUACGGCCGUCAAGAAUCCUACGGUCGUCAAGAAGGUGGAUACGGCGGCGGCAGCGGCUAUGGUGGUGGCUACGGCGGUGGUGAGGGCUAUGGACGCCAGGAGGGCGGAUACGGAGGUGGCUAUGGCGGUGGUGAAGGCUAUGGCCGCCAGGAGGGAGGAUAUGGUGGUGGCUACGAGUCCCGUCAGGAAGGUGGAUACUAUGGUGAACAGCAGCAACAGCGUCCUGACCACAGUCGUCGCAAUAUGGCGCUGGGUGUUGGUGCCGGAGUGUUGCUUGGUGGAGCGGCGGUUGUUGGAGGGGAGAUGAUUCAUGAUAAAUGGGAGGAAGAUAAGGAGGAGAUCAAGGAAGAUGUGGAGGACUUCCCCGAGGAUGCGGCUAGAUGGACGGGUGAGAAGGUCGGUGAAGUCGAAGAGAUCCCCGAUCGCAUCGAGCGCAAAUGGGACAACGCCGUCGAUGAUGUCGAGGAAAUCCCUGAGGAUGUGGCCGGAUGGGCCGGCGAGAAGGUCGGAGAUGUGGAGCGGUUCGGUGAUAAUAUGGAGAAUGCGUAUGAUGAGGGCAAGUAUGAGGGUCGUGAGGAUAGUUGGUAG